Jaculus jaculus (lesser Egyptian jerboa) is the source of this 2288-nucleotide messenger RNA. It is a transcript of the gene Kars1, whose product is annotated as lysyl-tRNA synthetase 1. Lineage: Eukaryota; Metazoa; Chordata; Mammalia; Rodentia; Dipodidae. Gene Ontology annotation, cellular component: aminoacyl-tRNA synthetase multienzyme complex; cytoplasm; mitochondrion. The record is from RefSeq and is a predicted model, not a curated record. Gene Ontology annotation, molecular function: lysine-tRNA ligase activity; tRNA binding; ATP binding. Gene Ontology annotation, biological process: positive regulation of macrophage activation; diadenosine tetraphosphate biosynthetic process; basophil activation involved in immune response. The transcript is spliced from 15 exons. Bases 254 to 2113 code for a protein of 619 amino acids.
CUCUUGCUGUGGAUCCCUGAGGAAGAGGAUAGAGGACGACUAAAUAGCUUUGCACAGAAGAGCCUUUAAGUGUUCCUUGGCCUCCCCAAGGUCAUUCUGAAGCCUGUGUAUUAAAAGGGAUCCGUUCUGAAAUCGUGCGUUAUUCAAAGGAUCUCUGAGAACUAAGUCGUAUUCAGCCUGGGGGCAUCUUUAUUGACCACCCCCCAAACCUACAAGUGUGUGGUGGUAAUCAUUAGUUCCAGGGCGUUCUGCAAUGUUGACGCAAGCUGCUGUAAGGCUUGUUAGGGGGUCCAUGCGCCAAGCCUCCUGGGCACAGUGGGUUCAGAGGGAACUUCGACUGGGUCAACUUGCUCCUUUCACAACGCUUCACAAGGACAAGCCACUUUCUGAUAAAAGAAGUGAACUAAAAAGACGCCUGAAAGCUGAGAAGAAAGUGGCAGAGAAAGAGGCCAAGCAAAAGGAGCUCAGUGAGAAGCAGCUGAACCAGGCUACUGCUGCUGCCACAAACCACACCACCAACAAUGGUGUGGGUGCCGAGGAAGAGACCCUCGACCCAAACCAAUAUUAUAAGAUCCGGAGUCAAGCAGUUCACCAGCUGAAGAUCAGUGGGGAGGACCCAUACCCACACAAGUUCCAUGUGGACAUCUCACUCACUCACUUCAUCCAACAAUACUCUCACCUGCAGCCUGGAGACCAUCUGACUGACAUCACCUUAAAAGUGGCAGGUAGGAUCCAUGCCAAGAGAGCUUCUGGGGGAAAGCUCAUCUUCUAUGACCUUCGAGGAGAGGGGGUCAAGUUACAAGUCAUGGCCAAUUCCAGGAAUUAUAAAUCAGAGGAAGAAUUUGUUCAGAUCAAUAACAAACUGCGCAGGGGGGACAUAAUUGGAGUUCAGGGGAAUCCUGGGAAAACCAAGAAGGGUGAGCUGAGCAUCAUUCCCCAUGAGAUCACACUGUUGUCUCCCUGCUUACAUAUGUUACCUCAUCUUCACUUUGGCCUCAAAGACAAGGAAACAAGGUAUCGCCAGAGAUACUUGGACUUGAUACUGAAUGACUUUGUAAGACAGAAAUUUAUCAUCCGCUCUAAGAUCAUCACAUAUAUAAGAAGUUUCUUGGAUGAGCUGGGAUUCCUAGAGAUUGAAACUCCCAUGAUGAACAUCAUCCCAGGGGGUGCUGUAGCCAAGCCUUUUAUCACUUACCACAAUGAGCUGGAUAUGAACUUAUAUAUGAGAAUUGCUCCAGAACUCUACCACAAGAUGCUGGUUGUUGGUGGCAUUGACCGAGUUUAUGAAAUUGGUCGCCAAUUCCGGAAUGAAGGCAUUGAUUUGACUCACAACCCUGAGUUCACCACCUGUGAGUUCUACAUGGCCUAUGCAGACUAUCACGAUCUCAUGGAAAUCACAGAGAAGAUGCUGUCAGGGAUGGUGAAAAGCAUCACAGGGAGUUACAAGCUCACCUACCACCCCGAGGGCCCAGAGGGCGAGGCCUUUGAGAUUGACUUUACUCCUCCCUUCCGGAGAAUCAGCAUGGUAGAAGAGCUUGAGAAAGCCCUGGGUGUGAAGCUGCCAGAAACUAGCCUCUUUGAAACUGAAGAAACUCGUAAAAUUCUUGAUGAUAUCUGUGUAGCAAAAGCUGUUGAAUGCCCUGCCCCUCGUACCACAGCCCGACUCCUUGAUAAGCUCGUUGGGGAGUUCCUUGAAGUAACAUGUAUCAAUCCUACAUUCAUCUGUGAUCACCCACAGAUAAUGAGCCCUUUGGCCAAAUGGCACCGCUCCAAAAAGGGUCUAACUGAGCGCUUUGAGCUAUUUGUCAUGAAGAAAGAAGUAUGCAAUGCCUACACUGAGCUGAAUGACCCCAUGCGGCAGAGGCAGCUCUUUGAAGAACAGGCCAAGGCCAAGGCCGCUGGUGACGACGAGGCCAUGUUCAUAGAUGAAAACUUCUGUACAGCCCUGGAGUAUGGGCUGCCUCCCACAGCUGGCUGGGGCAUGGGCAUCGAUCGCAUUACCAUGUUUCUCACAGAUUCUAACAACAUCAAGGAAGUACUUCUAUUUCCUGCCAUGAAACCUGAAGAUAAGAAGGAGACUGUGGAAGGUACAACAGUUGGCACUUCUGUAUAGAAUAGUGCAAGUCUUAAAACUGACAUCUUUGCAUUUCUGCAGAAGACUGUGUCUGAGGAAAUUCUUGUGUUGCCAUCCAUUUGACCACCAUGGUUCAGUCAGCUACCAGAAAAGAGAAAAGGAACUGAAAACUUCUUUUUAAUCCUUGUUACCAAAUAAACCAUUUGUCUCUUAA